Striga asiatica is the source of this 363-nucleotide messenger RNA. The record is from the annotation of a GenBank genome assembly. NCBI's taxonomy places the organism in Eukaryota, Viridiplantae, Streptophyta, Magnoliopsida, Lamiales, Orobanchaceae.
AUGAAUACUCUGUGGAACAAGAGCAACAAAAAAUCGCUCCUGAAUUCUUUUGCCAACGGUUUCUACACCUGCAGAUUUCAGACACCACAGAGAAACAGAAGCAGAAUUUGCAUCCGUAAACACGACAAUUGUAAUAAGAAAAUUCAUUACCAAAUUUCAUUAUACCCCACCAACACGAGCAUAACCGUGUUUUUCGAACCUCAAACGACAUUGCCCUCAUGGCUCACUCAAGAGGAUAUAGAUUAUUUCGCUUCUAAAUUCGAGAAAACUAGCUGCACGGGAGGAUUGAACUACUAUCAAGCGCUACACUUGAGUUCGGAGCUGACAGUGGAGCACGAAUUGAAGUGCCCGUCAAGUUCUUAA